Molecule: messenger RNA, 6623 nt
Organism: Amoebophrya sp. A25
Lineage: Eukaryota; Dinophyceae; Syndiniales; Amoebophryaceae
Source: the annotation of a GenBank genome assembly
CUUCAUCGAGGCUGAACAGACAGGCGGCGGCGCCGCUGCCGCGAAAGAGCCAGCAGCUGUAGCGAAGCAGCCACCGCAAGAGCAGAUGCCGCAAGGACAGAAACAACCCCAGUCUAAAGGUAUAGCGGCAAAUGCAGUAGCAGCAGUUGCGGCUCCAAGCAGUAGUGUGGCGAAAGCAGUCCCAGCGGCAUCAGCGGCGCCCGUAGUGCAAGAGAAAAAGCCGGAACAGCCUUCGGAAGCCCAUUCGCUAGCAAAUGUUGCGCCAACGCCGCAUACGAGUUCCGACGAACAACUCACAGGCCCCGCAACUGCUGGGGCUACAACUGGUAAAAAUACACAAGCAGCUGCAAGUACUAGUUCUACUUCUAGUACAACACAACAAGCUGCAGAUGAUGCAGCCGCAGCUCUAGCACAAGCAGAAGCCGCGAAGAAGGUUGUGCCGAAGAAAGCGCCGACAGCCAAAAGCCCAAAAGAGAUGCUAAAGCUGCAAAACACGGUCUUCAAGCCUGCGCUAUUCAAUGAUCGAGCGACUGCGCAAAAUACUGAGGACGAAGUAAAAGAGUUCAAAACGGAAGUAGUCGAGGCAAAGGCUUCUGCGACUGGGACAACUCCACCAAGGAGCGCGCAGACCGCCGCUGAGGGAACGACGGCGGUGGCGAACACUGCUCACGCUGAUAGUGCGUCAGCGGGACAGGCAGCCGGGGCAUCGUCUUCAGGGAAGCAGGGGGGCGAUGGGAUUUCCGCAGCAGCUUCAGGAAUAAAUGGCGGAGUGCAGGACCCUGGAAGUGCUGCGGGGUCUACGGGAGUGGCACCAGCUGCCAAAGCCGCCGGCGCAGAUGGAGCACAUAGUACCGCAAAUAUGCCAGCCUCCGUGACGACAGGAUCUGCAGCAGCAGGUGCGACCAGAACGGCAUCUCAUGAUGCGGCACCGGGAGGAGCGAGAAAUGCGGAAGAUCUACUCCUUGUCAAGGGCGAAGCAUCUUCUAAGGAUACGCAUCUCAUUGGUGGGCAUGUUGAUCGAGCUACAUCCAGUACGCACCCGUCAAAUAUAGUUAUUGCGACAGCUACAAAGGAAGAGGUUCAUAGCUUAGACGAACUGCGACCACCCAAGCCGCAGAAGGGAGUUUUCCAAAGGUUUCGUGAGUGGCUUUUCGUGGAUAUGGAACUGACGCUUCUGGUCAUCGCGUACCUCGUGCGUGGCUUCUUCAAAACAAGUUACAUCGCCUUCCAUUCCAUGGUACCCACUACCUAGUCUUGUAACAUAAGUAAGAGAUUCUUUUUGUUUCCUCCUGUGGUCGUCCUGGUUGUGCGAAUUAAAACAGGAUAGAGUUGAAGAUCCGACGAACUGUUCGUUAAGAGAAUCAAGAUUACACCGCUGCACCUCGUCUGCUCACACUAUGUAUUUUGCGCAGAUCUUCGAUACGACUGCGUUGGGCAACGAGCGAGUGCUCGUCUUUGCGUUGCUGGAUAUUUUGACGCAAGUUUGUGUCCUCGUCAGUGGCUUGAUUUCAUCGUUCAUGUUGGAGAGCGAUUUCACCGAAUUUCCAACGCUCUACACGUUAUGGCACAUGAUGGCACAUGAUCUUCAAUGGCUUUCUCUCAUCAACCGGAAGUAUUAGCGUAGUAGUGGUCUUUUAUAACCCUGGAGUGGGUACAUUCAUUCAGUAAGUCAUGCUGAAACUACUGCGCCGUCCUUAUUUCUCCUGAUGUUAGAAGAUCCUCUCUUCGUCCUUUCCAUCCUCUAAACCUUGCGAUGCUUGUUCUAUAUGCCGUGUUGCUUGUUGCGGUAGCCAAUUUCCUGCCAGAGACGCUGACAAUGAGUAUUCACGACUUUGUAGCCCAUCUAGACAAUCCCGGUGAAAUGGAAAAGGAGACCUUGUUGCCACGGCUAAAUUGGUCUUAUAGCAACAAUGACGGAACGGAGAAACCAAGCACGGUCGCGAUUGCUGGCAGUUUAUCAGAUAUGAGAAGGACGAAAAGCUUUACAGUUUUGUUGUAGUUCUGGUUGUCCUUUAGUACAGACACUACUUAUUCGUAACAUGGAAUAGAGACAGUGUUCCUGGUGACCUUCAUUAUUUGACUCCUUACCGGAAAGAAGGGACAACUUCGGUAGCGUUCCUUAGAAAAUUACACACUCUGCAUUCUGCAACUAUAAUCCAACCUAGAAAAGAUGAAGAAUGUUGCAUGAGUGUGAUUUUGUUAGUAGCGGACCAGCCACCAACAUAUCUAUUCGUUUUUGUUUGUCGAUCGAUUUGAUUCUAACUUGCAAAAGGACAGUGGCGAUUCCGGAAUUUACAGUAGAAACAGCUUCCAGGAAGGCAACCCAAUGGGAGGAGUGGACCCUAGAAAAACGGUUUUACACCACCAAGCACAAGAAACGUCACGAAUAAAGCGUUUCUGUGCUAUAGUCGCAGCUGCCUUUGCCAUGUGCUCACAUCUUAUGUCUGUCACGUCAGCUUGAUUAAAUAGUAGGCCAUCUCCAUCUUGUUUGACUUUGAUGCGGUUUAAUGAGGUCGCGUAAAUUUGGUUUUGUCUGAGACAAGAAUCGCUGCUUGACUUGCUUUUACCUUCCCACCGGGAAGGGCAUCGUAUCAGGUCCUCUACAUGUGUUUCCACAGGUGACACAGACUGACGAGGUGAUCUACAUUAUGAUUAUUCUCCGUCUCCCCUCCCCCGUGCAAAUAGGUCCUUUACGUCAAGAUCAGGUACAUUAAUCAAUCAAGCCUCCAUGCUCUUCUUCCCUCUUUCAUAGUAGUUGUCGUCGCUUGGGUGUACGCGCUAUUCGAGUACCUGUCAACGAUGUUCCACACCUACUUGCAGCUUUUGUUGAACACGAAUGGGUUUAUUCAGCUGUGGACGGUUCAGUGCUUUUUCUACACUCUAGCGACGUGCAUGAGCGAGAUCACGAGCAGCUAUUCCAUAGCAGUCUGGGGUUGGCAUCAAGGCGAUCUGGAAUUCAUGUCCGCGUGUAUGAUGUGCGUCAAUCUGGUCGCUCUCAUCGCCUCCCCGCUUAUGCUCUACGGAAACAUGAAGAAGGUAUUAACGACGUCUCAUGCUGUCUUCAAGUGAGUUUCAUUCUCAGUUUGAAAUCAUGGUGUCAUAAUUUGUUGGUCUGUCUCGCUGUUGUCAUGGGAAAUUGAAAUUCUCUUAUGUAGACUAGACGUUCUUGCUCAAAAUGGAAAUCAUGCUAUCUUCCAGGUCGAAACGAGGUCUGCUGACGGACGAAGAAAGGUGAAGGUUGUCGUUUCUGCCACUGGUAGUGCCGCAGCGAAGCUGGAUCCCGUUAGCGCUCGCAAGUACUCGGAAGUCCAGAAAUCUCUCAGUCGCCAAAGAAGUGGAAGUAAAGACUCUAUUGCAGCUAAGAGUUCAAGAAUCAUUGAUAGCGUCGAUGGCGUGCGCGAGAUCGACGACGAAGAACGACAUUAUGCUCUCGAGAAAGAACUUACUCAAUCUUGUUUUACUGAAUUACAUUGAAUAUCACAAAAUGACGUACAGAACUGAGAGUCCGACUUGUUUUCAAAUGUCAGUUGAAAAUUGUUGACUCUGAUGUUCCCAUCUUCAAUCCUUAUCAACCAUUAGAAUUGGAUUGACUCUCCUAAGAACAUGGUGGGACAACACGUGGGAAGCAGCUUGCGGCCCCGGUUGAUUUGGACUCUCCCAUUUCGAGUAUGGUGAACGCCAGGCGAGACGGGGACGACGCAUUUGUCGGCGGGCAAGCAGCAUCACCCAUGCUGUUCUAUCCUGAUGAGGACAGGAGCUCGACAGAGAGACCUAGCGAACGGGUGUUACUUGAUGAGGCGAAGCAUGGACCCGUAGCGAAUAAUAGCAUCGCUUUAUGGUUGGUAGUAAAAAGAUCCGUGUCUUCACAGUGAAAAAGAUCUCAGAAUUUUUGGGGCGUUCGCGUUUGACUCUAGAGGACAGACGCACUUGAAAGGCGUCCCUCUUCUCUCGGACGGAUCCAUUUUCUUACCAAAUUCUAAUGCUAGGAGACAACAAAAAAGGACGGGAAGCUCUGGCUGGAGAAGAUGGAGCGAAUAUUUUAGACCAGAGAUCUAAUUCUAGAACCUGCGACUUGCAGGCGCUUUGGUCGAAGAGCUCCACCACGACAACUCCGAAACCAACUGCAAAGAAUCUAGAAGACGAAGCAAAUAACUCGAUUGGGGGACCCACGAGGCAGUGUCUGACAAGACGACGUUUUCGGUCAAGUUCGAUAAACCCUCGCGAUCCAUUUGCCAGACUUAUGAUUUGUUAAUGUGAGUAUCUAACUCAUUGACAUUUUCGGAAUACUGAUCAGGGAGAAUGACCAUGAUGGGCAUCAGCUGCAGUGUGCGCCCAGACUAUAUAGAUACAACUCAUCAUCUUGUUCCUCGUGAGAUUCCUCUGGUUGAGAAUUUUCCCUCGCCUGAUUCCUCUCGGCUGAUCAUACUCAGAUCUAGGUGAAUAAGAAUAACGUGGCUGGUGUUAUUUUCAACAUCAAUAUUUUUAUUUUCGAUUACAGUUUUUCCUCAUAAGUCCGAGGUUAAUCCCUCCAACUGAUAAAUCAACAAUUUCGCUAUUCCGUUUUCCGUGCUACUGUGCGUCUUCUAAGCAGUGACGUAGUUUUCUUGGUGGGCGCGAAAGGAGCUCGAGUAGUUACAUGAGAGACUACAGUGACGACUCGGGGGAAGAGGACAGUCACAGUGGAUACGACGACACAUAUAACGAGGAAGAUAGCCUAGAGGAGACGAAGAUGAAAUUUAGCGAAGAAGAGACGUCAAUCCACGAAAAAUUCGCGACCCUGCUCAUUGUAGGCUCUCUUGUCAACCUUUUCUGUGAGUUCGUCUACACCUUGGAGGCGCCAUACAGCGGCAGGUUCUUCGUCUUCAUGAACGUAAUCCGUCACUGCCUGGCGUUUCUGGCGAGCAUCAGGUACAACUCCCUCAACUUUUUUGAUGUAGAAGUAGUACCAUUUAGGUAGAGGAUCCAUCAUGCGCUGUGCUAAGACACGUUAUCGCAUGCUUUGCACAGCCACGAGAGCAUGUGGUCGUGCAGUCGAAUGCUUCGAGAUUCAACAAGUUACUUCAUGUGGAAUAGAUACCUACAGUAACGAAAAAUAUGGUAAUUGAGGUAAAAAUCGUUGAGUGUGUACCACAACAAACAAAAUAAAGCAUGAUCAUCAUAAACGACCCAGGUCUUCAUUCAUCGCUGCUCGGUUGCCUGCCGAUAAACGAGCGAUGUGUUUGUCCUUUUUUUCAUUGACGGCCGAGAUCUCCCAAGCCUUGGGAUGCUACCUCUACGCCAAUGUACUUUUCGAUCCCGCGGCGCGGGGCUUCUCCGCAGGUGCUCCCUUUCGUUUCGCCUUUCUCAUGUAUGUCCUUGCGGAUGUCGUCUACAUCUAUGUUUUUCACACGUACCGGAAUCCUAACAAAGCAGUCGACGAAGAGCAGCAGCGAAAUUCAGAGGCGUCCGUUGACGUUGUAGCUAUUAUGGCGCAUGAUGCAUCAGCAUCAACAUCUAUCAAGUUCUGAUGCAUGUUCACUAUCAAUUCAGUUUUUCUGUGUACUACUAGAAAAGAUAAACUAGCACGAGCCUCAUAAGGUCGUUCUUAUAAAUAAGACUGUUUGGUUCUUUAAAGAGGACGAGGAGCUGCUACUUCGUCUCUCUUGUAAACUCGAAGGAUGUUCUUUUUACUUCUGCUGAGAAUAGAAGAGGGACAAGCCCUUCGCUUCGUUUUUGUGUCUUUAAGAUCGCUGCCAAAGGACUUGCGCGUUCCGCAAAAAACCGCCUUUCUCUUCGUGGAUCUCUUCCAUCGGUAGCAGGAAAUAGCCAAAUCGACGACCUGGAAGAUGUUUAUGAUGACGAGGAGGGCGAGGCGUAGCUGCUUGGAAUGCCCUUCCCCAAAGAGGCGGUAAGAAAACAGCUGCUGCAAUGGUUGCUGUACAGAGUGAAUAUCAACGCUAGACCGCGGAUUAAAUUUAGUAACUAUAUCUUCUUCUUCUGUCAUGCAUCAGAAUCAUCUACAUCAGAAUCAAUUUCAUUCACUACACAGAAUCAAUCUCAUCGACGACACAGAAUCAUCUACACAGAAUCCACUGCUAAACUGAAUCAUCGAUAGAGAAUCAUCAACACAGAAUCAUCGAUACAGAAUUAUCCAUACAGCACUUAUUUCUAUACGGCAUGACGUGCCAGAAGCUACUUCACACAGACUAUAACAUCUGGCUCUCGAAUUUUAAGUUAAUAAUGUACGAAUUACAUCUUGUAGACGUGUGAUCCAUUCACCGACGUAAUAUAUUCAUCGCAAAUCGAUAUAUGCUGAGAGAAAUAGCCGAACAUUCGAGCAUCGUGCUCCUGCAAUCAAUCUAGCAUGCUUCAACGUGAUAUAGAGAUGGUCAAGUAGGCAGUGCAUAGAGAUUUCACUACUGUACAACUCUACGCGACAGCAUAUACUGUACUUGACUUUAGCAUGCCAUACUUAAGUAUUCCUCGUCCCUUUCCAUACCUCCAUAUGGAGCGGGGGUAUAACUAAGAAUAUGACCACAUGACAAACUGCAUGAUCUAUGUGCUAUACGCCGAAGACGUGAGAAUAACCCAUGGUAUCACGAAGGUGACAACUGCGAACGCAUCCGUUGUGAUUUGUCUCCCUG